AUGGCUUCAAUAACAGCAGGGCUCCAAAAGAUAAUGGCAAGACAGAAAAAGAAAAUGGAAUUGGCAGAUAAAAGAAUGGAGGAGAGACACAUCAAAAUAAAAGAAGCAAUUAUAUCAAAUGACAUUGCAAAUAGAAAUUCAAGAGAAGAUGAAGAUACAAAGAAAGUCAGAAGAAGGCACCACUCAGAGAAGCCCUUCCGAGGAUGUACAGAGGAAGAAGCAGAGCAUGAUUUAGCAGAGAUAUUCGGUGUAAAAUCGGACAAGUACAUGCACAUCCUGCCAGAUGGAAAAACCAUGGUUGUCAUUAAGAAACAAGUCAUUACAGAGGGAGACAUGGUAAGGAUAGAAAAAGGGGAUUUAUUUGAAGUUGGUGUAGUAAAGCACCUUCAUAAAGGAGCACUUAUUUUGGCGAGUAAAGACAGAGAAAAGAAAUAUCCAUUGAACAAACUCCUUUCAUCAAGAUAUUCUAUACAGCCGUACAUAAAUAGAAGAAAGGAUUCUAUAUAUAACUCACCCGCAUAAUCAAUCUAUCAACAGAAAGUACCCCAAUUAAAUCUAUGAUAGGAAAUAAUAAAUGCCUGUAUUUUGC
Messenger RNA from Nematocida parisii ERTm1, 589 nucleotides. RefSeq lists its product as uncharacterized. Bases 1 to 522 code for a protein of 173 amino acids. The transcript has a single exon. The record is from RefSeq and is a predicted model, not a curated record. NCBI's taxonomy places the organism in Eukaryota, Fungi, Microsporidia.